CAAGGGAAGCACAAACCGAGUACUAAAUAAUUUUUUAUGUAUAUCUCCCACGUGCCUGGCACGUGAAGAGUAUUGGCCGAUCUCGUAUCAGAAUCGCCCCGAAAAAGCCGAAACGGCUCUCCCCGGGAAAGCCGGCUUCCACCGUGAAUGAUGAAGAGAUCCGCGGAGAUCAUCGCAUUUCUUCUUCUUUUCUCCUGCGUUCUUCCGUCCGCCCUCGCUGGUCCCUCCGGCCCUGGCGAUGGGUACACCAUUGCAGGUCAUGUGAAGUUGGAAGGUGCGACAUCCAAAGGUUUUACUCCUAUGGAAAAGUCAAAUUCAAAAGUGAUACUUAAUGGUGGUCAGAGGGUCACUUUUCUCAGGGCAGAUGGUUAUUUUUCAUUCCACAAUGUGCCAGCUGGGACUCAUCUUAUUGAAGUGUCUGCAAUGGGUUAUUUCUUUUCUCCGGUACGGAUUGAUAUUAGUUCCAGAAAUCCUGGUAAGAUCCAGGCUGCACUGACAGAGAAUAGGAGGGUUCUGCAUGAGCUAGUUUUAGAGCCUUUAAGAGAAGAGCAGUAUUAUGAGAUAAGAGAACCUUUUUCCCUAAUGUCUCUAUUGAAAAGUCCCAUGGGUUUGAUGGUGGGUUUUAUGGUGUUAGUGGUGUUCCUCAUGCCGAAGUUGAUGGAGAAUAUGGAUCCAGAAGAAAUGAGAAGAGCCCAAGAGGAGAUGAGGGCGCAAGGGGUACCUUCUCUCUCCAACUUGUUGCCUGGAAGGAGCAGCUAAAUUGCAGGAUUUUGUGGGACUCGAACAAGGCUGUGCCAGUGAUUAGCUACCUGAAUGCUUAGGAAGAAAUGGUGAGGCCUUGGAACAUUUUCUUUUAAUCAAAAUGGAAGUUUUAAUGCUGUUGUUCUUGCGUGUAAUCACAAUUAAUGCCAGUGGCUCGCCAUUUGUUUUAUGAAGUUGAUAGGAAUGAUACACUGAUAACUGAUUGAUCAUGACAAAACAUAGAUUAGAAACUAUGCAAAACUUGAGGAUUUUUUGCACAAAGUGAUUCUGAAAGUGAGAGUGAUUGCUUUACCAAAUAUUGUUGUUA
This is a messenger RNA of Phoenix dactylifera (date palm), 1069 nucleotides long. Lineage: Eukaryota; Viridiplantae; Streptophyta; Magnoliopsida; Arecales; Arecaceae. The record is from RefSeq and is a predicted model, not a curated record.